Cylindrotheca closterium is the source of this 462-nucleotide messenger RNA. The record is from the annotation of a GenBank genome assembly. NCBI's taxonomy places the organism in Eukaryota, Bacillariophyta, Bacillariophyceae, Bacillariales, Bacillariaceae.
AUGAGUACCAGUGCAAGGCGUCGGCUAUUAAGAGACUUCAAGAGACUUCAAAAUGAUCCUCCUUCUGGUGUAACCGGUGCUCCGAUGGACACCAACAUUAUGGUGUGGCAAGCAGUCAUUUUUGGGCCAGACGACACACCAUGGGAGGGUGGCACAUUCAAGCUUGUUUUGGAAUUCUCAGAGGAUUAUCCAAACAAGGCUCCACAAGUGAAGUUCCUCACUAAAAUGUUCCACCCUAAUAUCUACAACGAUGGUCAGAUCUGUUUGGACAUUUUACAGAACCAGUGGUCCCCAAUUUACGAUAUAUCUGCGAUUUUGACGAGUAUUCAAUCGUUACUGUGUGACCCGAAUCCAGCGUCUCCAGCUAACUCAGAAGCAAGUCGACUGUACAAUGAGAAUAGACGUGAAUACAAUCGUCGCGUUCGAGAAAUUGUGGAGCAGUCCUGGUUGGACGAGUCUUAG